This is a messenger RNA of Aspergillus niger, 366 nucleotides long. Its product is annotated as 60S ribosomal protein uL29. Gene Ontology annotation, biological process: maturation of LSU-rRNA from tricistronic rRNA transcript (SSU-rRNA, 5.8S rRNA, LSU-rRNA); translation. Bases 1 to 366 code for a protein of 121 amino acids. Gene Ontology annotation, cellular component: cytosolic large ribosomal subunit; ribosome. The transcript is spliced from 4 exons. The record is from RefSeq and is a predicted model, not a curated record. Gene Ontology annotation, molecular function: structural constituent of ribosome; mRNA binding. Lineage: Eukaryota; Fungi; Ascomycota; Eurotiomycetes; Eurotiales; Aspergillaceae.
AUGGUCAAGGCUGGUCAGCUCUGGGGAAAGAGCAAGGAUGACCUCACCAAGCAGCUGGAGGAAUUGAAGACCGAGCUGAGCCAGCUCCGUGUCCAGAAGAUCGCUGGCGGUGCCUCCUCGAAGACCCACAGAAUCCACGACGUUCGCAAGUCGAUCGCUCGCGUUCUGACCGUCAUCAACGCCAACCAGCGCGCUCAGCUCCGCUUGUUCUACAAGAGCAAGAAGUACACUCCUCUUGACCUCCGCCCCAAGCUCACCCGUGCUCUCCGCCGCCGUCUCACCAAGCACGAGGCUACCCUGAAGACCGAGCGCAAGCGCAAGCAGGAGAUCCACUUCCCCCAGCGGAAGUACGCUGUUAAGGCUUAA